Messenger RNA from Staurois parvus, 342 nucleotides. The record is from the annotation of a GenBank genome assembly. Lineage: Eukaryota; Metazoa; Chordata; Amphibia; Anura; Ranidae.
GACUUCAGAUCACUUCCUGACAGUGAGAGCGUCCGAUCCGGGCCCAGAGGUGUCUGUCCAUUGUGUGUUACAAGUCCAUUAAGGAUGCCGGAGCCUCUGGAUCUCUCACCUCCAGACAUUCCAGAGCCCAGCUUUCUAGAGACCUUACUCCGCUAUGGACUGUUCUGCGGAGCAAUCUUUCAGCUCAUCUGCAUCCUGGCUAUUAUAUUCCCUGGAAGCAAAUCACAGGACACGGAACCUGACACUUCAGAAGUAAAAAGCACAGAUGUAGUGAGAAAACCUAAGAUGGCCACUGUGACAACUGGUAAAAAGCAGAAGAAAGAGACAAAGAAGAAGAGGUGA